AUGAUGGUUAAAUUCUCGUGUGCAGUGAUGCUUCUAGCUGGUAUUUUUGCCGAUUGGCUUCGAAUGCGAGGUAUCAUCAAGGUGUCCGUGGCGAAGGACGAUCCACGGCAUAAGGGAUUCGCACCACUGGAUGAUCACUUUGAAGCAGUUUAUAUCAAUCAUAUCUAUCGGAAAUCGAGUGAUGUGGUCAAUCGGCCGAUUGCUAGUGUGCCAGCUAGCGUAAUGUUAUUAAAGGAUAGGUACACUGAUGACUACGGGUGGACCCAAAAGUGA
Cooperia oncophora is the source of this 273-nucleotide messenger RNA. The record is from the annotation of a GenBank genome assembly. NCBI's taxonomy places the organism in Eukaryota, Metazoa, Nematoda, Chromadorea, Rhabditida, Trichostrongylidae.